Diceros bicornis minor is the source of this 1673-nucleotide messenger RNA. RefSeq names its product tumor necrosis factor (gene TNF). The transcript is spliced from 4 exons. Gene Ontology annotation, molecular function: cytokine activity; CD40 receptor binding; tumor necrosis factor receptor binding. Gene Ontology annotation, cellular component: cell surface; membrane. Bases 170 to 871 code for a protein of 233 amino acids. Lineage: Eukaryota; Metazoa; Chordata; Mammalia; Perissodactyla; Rhinocerotidae. Gene Ontology annotation, biological process: extrinsic apoptotic signaling pathway via death domain receptors; positive regulation of transcription by RNA polymerase II; tumor necrosis factor-mediated signaling pathway. The record is from RefSeq and is a predicted model, not a curated record.
CACCAGGGGACCAGCCAAGAGAGAGAGAAGCAACUUCAGAGACCCCUGGAAAUAACCUCUCAGAGGACACACCCCCCGGACAAACAACCAGGCGAUUUUCUCCCUCUAACACACGCCCCAGGGCUCCACCAUCUCCCAGCUGAAUUUGAGCCCCUCUGGAAAGGACACCAUGAGCACUGAAAGCAUGAUCCGCGAUGUGGAGCUGGCCGAGGAGGAGCUUGCCAGGAAGGCAGGGGGCCCCCAGAGCUCCAGACGGUGUUUGUGCCUCAGCCUCUUUUCCUUCCUCCUCGUCGCAGGAGCCACCACGCUCUUCUGCCUGCUGCACUUCGGGGUGAUCGGCCCCCAGAGGGAAGAGUUACCAAAUGGCUUCCCGUUUAACAACCCUCUGGCCCAGACACUCAGAUCAUCUUCUCGAAACCCAAGUGACAAGCCUGUAGCCCAUGUUGUAGCAAACCCCCAAGCCGAAGGGCAGCUCCAGUGGCUGAGCGGGCGUGCCAAUGCCCUCCUGGCCAAUGGCGUGGAGCUGACAGACAACCAGCUGGUGGUGCCAGUGGACGGGCUGUACCUUAUCUACUCCCAGGUCCUCUUCAGAGGCCAAGGCUGCUCUUCCACCCAUGUGCUCCUCACCCACACCAUCAGCCGCUUCGCCGUCUCCUACCAGACCAAGGUCAACCUCCUCUCUGCCAUCAAGAGCCCUUGCCAGACGGAGACCCCAGAAGGGGCUGAGGCCAAGCCCUGGUAUGAGCCCAUCUACCUGGGAGGAGUCUUCAAGCUGGAGAAGGGUGAUCGACUCAGCGCCGAGAUCAAUCUGCCCGACUAUCUGGACUUUGCUGAGUCUGGGCAGGUCUACUUUGGGAUCAUUGCCCUGUGAGGGGGCAGGACAUCUGUCCUCGCCCACCUCAAUUCCUUUAUUAUCCACUCCUUCAGACCCCCUCAUCCCCUUCUGGUUUAGAAAGGGAAUUAGGGGCUCAGGGCCAGGCCCCAAGCUUAGAACUUGAAACAACAACACUUAGAAACGUAGAAUGCAGGGAUGUGUGACCUGGAAAAUGGGGCACUGGCCACCACCAAGAAUUCAAACUGGGGCUUCCAGAGCUCACUGGGGGGCUCAGGUUUGGAUCCCUUAAUACAACCUGGGACAUCUGGAAUGUGGGGCCCAGGGAAACUUUGGUUCUGGCCAGAACACUUCAGAACAUCCCUUGAGAUCUCACCUAGAACUUGACAAGAGUGGACCUCAGGCCUCCCUUUUUUCAAAUCUUUCCAGACUCUUCCCUGAGAUGUAGAGCCCAGGCCCUCCCCCACGGGGCAGUCUCCCUCUAUUUAUGUUUGCACUUGUGAUUAUUUAUUAUUUAUUUAUUAUUUAUUUAUUUACUAAUGAAUGUAUUUAUUCAGGAGGUGGAAGUUUCCUGGGAGACCCAACAUAGGGGCUGCCUUGGCUCAGACAUGUUUUCUGUGAAAACGGAGCUGAACUAUAGGCUGUUCCCACCUGGCCUCCUGGCCUCUGUGCCUCCUUUUGCUUAUGUUUUUAAAUAAUAUUAUCUGAUCAAGUUGUCUAAAUAAUGCUGAUUUGGUGACCGACUGUCGCUACAUCGAGGAACCUCUGCUCCCCAGGGGAGUUGUAUCUGUAACCGCCCUACUGGUCAGUGGCGAGAAAUAAAGUAUGCUUAGAAAAGAAA